AUGAGCUAGCUCACGCUCAACUCAUUAAGGUUCUUCAGAAUUUCGCUUUUGGAACCAAACAAUAACAUGAUGAAGAACACCAACAUAAAGCCCCUGAGGAGAUCAGGGACAUCUCUAGUAGCAAUGAAAAGAUUCAAUAAUACCUCUUCGUUCUCGCUGACACAAGCGCCAUUCUCAGCUGCCUCUGCUCAUUCCUCGGCUGCAAACACCAAGGGUGGUAACCAGCCAUCUCCCACUCCAACCUACAUAGAGUUCCCAACAUCGCCCCAGCCACCUGAUGAUCACGACGGGGUUCAUGCUAAUCACAAUGGAACCAUUGUUCAUCAUACUCACUCAAAGCACCCACUUGCUGAGAUUACUCUCUCUGAACUAUUUACUUGCUCCGGUUGCAAGGAGUUUGGCGCUGGCCGUAGGUAUGCAUGCCAAGAUUGUGAUUUUCAGCUUCAUCACUUUUGUGCCUUAUCUCCACCCUCUCUUAAGGCUCAUCCUUUCCAUGGCCAACACCAACUCGUCUUCCAUGCUAAACCUAAACAAGUUAAAGCUGGAAUAACGUGGCCAAGGUGUGAUGUCUGCGGCAAAUCCACCAAAGGGUUCACAUUUAGAUGCAGAGUCAACUCCUGCAAUUUCCAAAUGCAUCCCUGUUGUGCCAUGCUUUCCACCGAGGUUAAGCUUCCCAUUCACCCACACUCACUUAAAGUCUUACCACCAGGAAAUGCUUUAUCAGGUGGAGCUGGAGGCGGUAAUGAUCAAUCAGGAAUGGUCUGCGGUGCGUGCAAGAAGAAAAGAUCAUCAGGUCGAGUGUACAGCUGCACAGUCUGUGACUACCAUCUUCAUGCAAUGUGUGCUAAAUCCAUGAUCAACGGCCUCCAAGAAUAUGGAAUCAAGCCUCCUGAAAAGCCCAAUGUGCUUGGGACUGCUGCUCGUCUUGCUUCUCAAGUUGUUAUUGAAUUUAUUGGAGGUCUUAUUGAAGGAUUAGGAGAAGGGGUCGGAGAAGCUCUCGUUCAGAACAUCGGGAGAGGAAGGAGAAGCACUAGCAGAAGAAGGAUUGCAUGAAGGAUGCAUAGGGAGCCCCCUUAUCUCCCAACUAAUAUUUCCAAACCCCUUCCCCCUUUUUCC
Nicotiana tabacum (common tobacco) is the source of this 1116-nucleotide messenger RNA. The record is from RefSeq and is a predicted model, not a curated record. NCBI's taxonomy places the organism in Eukaryota, Viridiplantae, Streptophyta, Magnoliopsida, Solanales, Solanaceae.